AACUGCAGGGAGAUGCUAAACCCUUCAGGGACAGGUCUUUAAUUCCACUGGGAUGAUGGAGUAUUGGUGGAACUUGCUGAAUGUUCUGACUUUUUUUAAGCUAGCUCAGGUGCCAUCGUGUUAUUGCCAUGUACGGCAUCAGCUGCCAGUUUUAUGGAUUAUGCCACUCAACGGAGAGCCAGGGAAGGGCAACAUUACAGCAGAGGUUUUACCUGCGGUCCAGCUAGCAUUGCAUCAUUUGAGCGAGCAGCCACCUCCUUUGGGCAACUAUGAGCUUCAGUUUCACCUCAUAGACUCUGAGUGUGACAAAGCCAAAGCACUUAAAGCUUUUUUUGAUGCCACAUUCUACGGCCCCAAACCUCUCAUGAUCUUUGGAGGGGUGUGUUCUUCAGUUACGUCCACCAUAGCCCAGUCACUGGAGGGUUGGAACCUUGUGCAGCUGUCAUUUGCCGUAACAGCCCCUUCACUGGCUAACAAAAGAAGACUUCCGAACUUCUUUCGUACUGUUCCAUCAGACAGUGCUGUCAACUUGGCACUUGUGAGGUUUCUCAGGCAUUAUGGAUGGAGUAGAGUUGGUACUUUGACCCAGCAUGAGCAGAGGUUCACAGAGGUACAGAGUGAUUUAAGCAGACAUCUCGAGGUGGCUAACAUCCAGCUUGCAGAGUCAGAGAGCUUCUCUGAUGCCCCCUGUGCCAGUGUGAAAAAACUAAAGGACAAUGAUGUGAGAAUAGUGUUUGCUCAUUUUGAUGUGAGCUUAGCAGCUAAAGUCCUCUGUUGUGUGUAUAAUCUCAGCAUGUAUGGCAACAAGUACCAGUGGAUUCUGCCAGACUGGGCCCAGGCCAGCUGGUGGACCUACACUGGGUCCAUUAACUGCACAGCUAAUAACAUACUGACUGCCAUGGAGGGAUCCAUCAGUGCAGAUUUUGAGACCAUUAGCUCCAGACACAUCAGAGGAAUCUCUGGUAGGUCACCUCAGGAGUAUGAGAGGGAGUAUGAUGAAAGGCGGCAAUUCAAGCACCUGGGUGCAAGCAAGUUUCAUGGCUUUGCUUACGAUGGUACAUGGGCAAUUGCCAAAGCUUUGGCAAGAGUCAUGGAGACUGUGAGGUACAGACAGAGAUACAGCAUUUAUCGCAACUAUACUGUCACUGACCAAGAAUUGGGGGAAAUGAUUCUGCAGGCCAUGGACAAGAUCAGCUUCUUUGGUGUGACAGGGCAUGUUAUGUUCUAUCAAGGUGAGAGAGUGGCCAAUGUGGAGUUUGCCCAAUAUCAAGAUGGAAAAGCUGUCAAGAUUGGAAAAUACAGUGCUAUCACAGACAAACUAGAGUUCAUCAGUCCAAUCAGAUUUCAAGGGAAUGAACCAACAAAGGACCGAACCCAUGUGUACCCUCAGAAAAAAUGUGUCAGUAUAUUGCUCUAUGGGAUCAUGGCAUUUCUGACUCUCUUAGGAAUUCUUACAGCUUGUUUUCUUCUAGUCUUCAAUGUGAAAAACUACAAUCAUUGGGCCAUUAGCAUGUCAAGCCCUUUUUUGAACUCUUUAAUAAUUCUUGGUGCUGUGUUGUCUUAUUCGUGCAUCUUCUUCCUGGGGCUGGAUGGGUCUUAUAUUUCUAAUGGAGUAUAUGAAGCUUCUUGCUCUGUACAAAUAUGGCUUCUUUGUAUUGGGUAUACAGCAGUGUUUGGGACCAUGUUUGCAAAAACAUGGAAAAUGUAUGAUGUCUUCAAAAAUGACAGAAUGGAAAAAACAAUCACAAAGGACUACAGGCUGAUUCUAGUUGUUAUGUUCCUUCUGUUGAUUGACCUGAGUUUGUUAAUUUGUCUGCAAAUUUUGGAUCCUUUGAGGAGGACUUUACAGGAGUAUCAUAUAGAGGCUGACCAUCAUGGGCGAGACUUUUCCAUUCAGCCCUUUUCAGAGCGCUGUGCAAACACUUACAUGGGUUCCUGGAUGGUUGCUUUCUAUAUUUAUAAGGGGAUACUCCUGCUGAUUACCUGUUUCCUGGCCUGGGCGACACGCAAUGUGAACAUUCCUGCCGUAAAUGACAGCAGGGGCAUCCGAUUCAGUGUGUUUGUGUCUUGCCCAGUGAUUCUGAUUGGUACAUAUGCAUCCAUACUUACCCAAGAUCAGCCAAAUGUCCAGUUCUCUAUCGUGGGCCUUGUAAUCAUCACAUGCUGUUCCAGUACUCUGUGUAUGGUGUUUGUUCCAAAGAUUAUCAUCAUAAGGAUGGGUCCUGCAUCCUUGUCUAGAAGGUUGCAUCUCACCCAGUGGCAUGAGAUGGAGAAGGAGAGUGAACGAGAUAGUGAAAAGAAUAACACUGUGGAGCAGAAAGACUCAGGAGCAUAUGACUAUGAGGCAGAUAUCAUGGAAAACAUCUCUUCCACCCAUGCCAUUCUACGGUUGGAUAACCAACACUUCAAACUACACAUUACUGAACUGGAUUCUGAACUGGAAGCUUUGACUAGGCAACUGAAUGAACCAAGUCCUCUGGAGAAUCUCAUCGUCAGAAGUUCUGUUCACAAAGCAGGCAAAUGUCUAACUCUCCCUGAAAGCUCCAAUUGCAGCCGAAAUCUACUUGAGGACAUUAACUCUCCUGAACACAUUCAGCGUAGACUCUCUCUUCAAUUACCCAUUCUGCACCAUGCCUACCUGCCCUCCAUUGGAGGAGUGGACUCCAGUCCUCUGAAUAGCCCUUGUGAAAGCCCACAGCAUAGGCAAAUGCCCAAAGCAUAUGACAUUAUGGUGUCUUGAGGAUCAUGAUUUGCUACCAUACCACUCAAGGAUACAGUAACAAAAUGCAUGCAAGGAUCCAUAUGUAUGGAUACUUUACAACAUACCUGCUAAUUCGCUAUCAGCCCAACACAACCUGUAACCUCAAAACAUAUGGUUUAAAUGCACAAACACAUAUUUGAGUAUGCAUCAUAUUUG
Myxocyprinus asiaticus (Chinese sucker) is the source of this 2917-nucleotide messenger RNA. RefSeq names its product gamma-aminobutyric acid type B receptor subunit 2. The transcript has 19 exons. Lineage: Eukaryota; Metazoa; Chordata; Actinopteri; Cypriniformes; Catostomidae. Bases 53 to 2740 code for a protein of 895 amino acids. Gene Ontology annotation, cellular component: membrane; G protein-coupled receptor heterodimeric complex. Gene Ontology annotation, molecular function: G protein-coupled GABA receptor activity. Gene Ontology annotation, biological process: gamma-aminobutyric acid signaling pathway; G protein-coupled receptor signaling pathway. The record is from RefSeq and is a predicted model, not a curated record.